Messenger RNA from Colletotrichum phormii, 1815 nucleotides. RefSeq names its product YT521-B-like domain-containing protein. The coding region runs from base 1 to 1815 and encodes 604 amino acids. Gene Ontology annotation, molecular function: N6-methyladenosine-containing RNA reader activity; mRNA binding. Gene Ontology annotation, biological process: mRNA splicing, via spliceosome; regulation of alternative mRNA splicing, via spliceosome. The transcript is spliced from 4 exons. The record is from RefSeq and is a predicted model, not a curated record. NCBI's taxonomy places the organism in Eukaryota, Fungi, Ascomycota, Sordariomycetes, Glomerellales, Glomerellaceae. Gene Ontology annotation, cellular component: nucleoplasm.
AUGGAAGCUCAAGGCAUCCCCCACCCGCAGCAUCAGCAGUACGGCCCUCCUCAACAUGCCUUCUCGUCUCAACUCGACAUGGCUCAGCAACCCGCAGCCGGCCGCCCCGGGAACUUCAACUUGAACAACAUGGCGAACGCGUUGCCCCAGUCCAACAUGAGGCAUGGGAAUUAUGUACCUGGUGGCCAGCCGCAGCAUCAACAGCAGCGAUUCAGCCCUGCUACAUCCUCGCCUUCGAUGAUGCCGCAGAUGCCACAGAUGGCUCCUCAGUAUCCUGGUCAAGGCGCGAUGCCCAUGGGAAACCCGCAGUACUACAUGCCGCAACACCACCAGAUGCAGCAUUACUAUACCAAUCAGCUCUCUCCGACUCAGCAGCAAGCUCGCCCGAACAUGGGAUACUAUCCGAAUCAGAUGGUCAUGAAUCAUCCGCAGCAUAACCAGAUCCCUCAAGGGUAUUACUAUCCCCCAGCUGGCCACUACUCUCAGAACCAAGCUCGCCACAACCCCAUGGUCUCGGCACAGUACAUGGGGACAGACACUGGGCACAGUGACCCAAGAGUCAUGCCUCAGAUGCCUAACGGGAUCAACCCUAGCGGUAUGAACGCUCCUUCGAGUCACAGGUCGAGUGAUGUGGGCGAUGGCCGAUCUGGUGUUGUACGCGGCCCACCGCGAAAACCGCGCCAAAGUGGACAUGCGAUCUGGGUUGGAAAUCUUCCGCCUCAAACCGACCUCAUGAACCUCGUCCACCACGUGUGCAAAGAAGCGAACGGCCUCGAGUCACUAUUCUUGAUAUCGAAAAGCAAUUGUGCAUUCGCCAACUUCAAAGACGAACAAACGUGCGUAACAGCUCAACAAAAGCUUCACGACUCCAAGUUCCAGUCCGUUCGCCUGGUCAGCCGCUUGCGCAAGAGCACCGUCGAAGGCGCAACGGGCGUUACAGCACCUACGGGCCCGGCGGCCUCUUCUGGAUCGCAAACACCCCAUGACGUGGUUGCACCACCCAGCGCUCCUGAAGCUGCCCCCGAGGCUGCAGUGGCAGAGUCCAACGACCUGAAACCCGUCACUACAGUAGAAGCAACGUCUCAGAAGGACAAAUUCUUCAUUCUGAAAAGUCUGACUGUGGAGGAUCUCGAGCUUAGUGUCAGGACGGGGAUUUGGGCAACCCAAUCUCACAAUGAGGAUACGCUGAAUGCUGCUUUCAAUGCCGUUGACAACGUCUACUUGGUGUUUUCUGCGAACAAAUCAGGCGAAUACUUCGGAUACGCAAGAAUGACAUCCCAGAUUAACGAAGACCCGGACGCCGCGAUCGAGUUUGCCCCCAAAGCGCAGUCCGCAAACGAUGUCGACUUACCGAAGGCAAUUCCUACCGAACCCACAGAGUUUGCGCCCAAGGGCAGGAUUAUUGACGACUCGGCCCGGGGCACCAUCUUCUGGGAAGCAGAGCGUGAGGACGGAGAAGGCGGUGACGAGGAAGAAGAGACCGAGGUGGAACACAGCGAUGCAAGCAGCCGAAAGAGCGGGAACCAAGAAGCUGAUGGUACCACCAAGGCUUGGGGGAAGCCCUUCAAACUCGAGUGGCUGUCGACGGCACGACUUCCAUUCUACCGUACCAGGGGUCUUCGUAAUCCAUGGAACUCGAACCGAGAGGUCAAGAUCGCGAGAGACGGCACCGAACUGGAACCGUCCGUCGGAAGGAGGCUGAUUGGGCUCUUCAAUAGGGUCCAGAGUCCCGGCCCAGGAUCUGUGCCGGCCAUGCGACCCGGAAUGGCGAUGAUUGCAGGAUAUCCGCCCAUGCGGCCACAAUUUCAACAAUAA